Molecule: messenger RNA, 4835 nt
Organism: Cuscuta epithymum
Lineage: Eukaryota; Viridiplantae; Streptophyta; Magnoliopsida; Solanales; Convolvulaceae
Source: the annotation of a GenBank genome assembly
AACGGAUCAGCUGGGUUUUUUUACCUGGAACUAGCAGCCGCACAUCAUCAUUCAUUCUUUCCUUUCAUUUUUUUUGAAGUUAGCCGCAGCACUACGAUUCUUUCUGUUCCUGAAAACAAUUAGCCGCAUCAGGUUUUUUCUAUUCUGGAACAGCAAACAAUAGACAGUUCUGUCGUUCUUUCUCUUCUGAAAAAAACGCAGCAGCAAAAAAAAAAGACCUAAGGAGUUCUAUGAUUCACUUUUCUUUCAAUUCAUUCCAAUCUAGUUUAGAUUUCAGCAAGUAUUGUAAGUUCAAUUAUCUUUUACAUUACUAGUUCUAGCUUUUGGAUUGAAUUUCGAAUUUAUUUGUCUCCAACUAAUAAUUUCAGAAUUUUUCCAUCUUUCUUUGAUAUAAUUCAGUUUUUAUUUCUAGCUCAUUAUCAUGUUUAUCAAUAUUAUUGUGAUGUUAGUUUUAGAUAUGAGUAGCUAAUUUCAUAUAGGGUUUGAAUUGGGGCUAGGGUUCAUGGGUUCUUGAGGGUGUGAAUUUAGUUCUUUAAAAUUCAAUUAAUUUUCUGGAAAAUUGUAUAAGAUUAAUCAUAAUUGUCUAUAUGAAUUUGAUCACCUCAUAUAUGAAUACUUGGAUUUAAUUCAAUUCUUGUCUAUGAGAAAUUGAGUUAAAUUAGCUCAGGUCUUAUACAAGCAAUCUGAUCUUAGAAAUAAGUUAGGAUUGUCGAAAUAUGAUUUAAUUCUUGUCUAUGAGAAUUUAUUUCAUUUUCUGUCCAGGAAUAAUUGAAAAUUAAUUUACUUAAUUCUAAUCCGGAAAGAACACCCAGAACCCGAACCAUCCAAUUUGAACCCUGCUUUUAUAUCUAGAAUUAAUUUAAUUAUUUGUUUUCCUCUCUACUUAUUUUUGCACUCGCUAUUAGUCAGUUUAUUAGUCAGUUUUAUUUUCAAACCACUCAAAAAAUAUUUAUUCGGAAAGAUUACCAUGACUUGUGCUAGCCUGUGAUCACGGACUGUAUUUAAAACUUCCUUUUUGCCACUCCUUGAGAGACGAUACUCGUGGUCUGGUUAUUCUUCGGAUUAGCCAACUACGUUUUACUCACUAUAAAAUACAACGAUCAAAUGGCGCCGUUGCCGGGGAGUGGCACGGUUGUUUGUUAAGUACUUUUCUGUGGAAUAGGUAAAAGCAAGUCGGUGAGACUUUCUAUUUUUUUUUUCUGUUAUUUGUUUGUCGUUUUUGGUGUUCUUUGCACGUGAACUAAGCUGCAGGAACCAGUGUAUGCGCACUCGCUCCUCGGAGGAACAAGAUUUAAUUGCAGGUUAUUCUAAUCCUGAACGCUUAUUCCGAGGAAGAGCUAAAAGGCGUUUGCUAGAAGACUUGGAGAAAAUGACCGAUCAGACAACUCUAGAGACGCUGACGCCUAAUUAUGUGGCGAGAAAUAGCAUUGGUGCACCCACCAUUGAGGCCAACAAUUUUGAAAUCAUUAAAAGGUUAUGUUAGAUUUAAUUGACAUUUAUAUAUAUUUUGGAUAGUCAUAAUGCCUUGCUAGAGGCCGCUUAUGAUUUGUGAGACUCGAAUUAAUUUCUAGCCCACUGCCAAUAAUAUAUAAACCUACAGGGUCACACACCUAAGUGAUUUGGAUCAUUAAUGUUUGUUAAUAACAUUAAAAUAACUUGAUUAGCCCAAUUCGAAAUAGGGUUUCAAAUGUUAUUGGGCUAGGGCCUCUUUAAGGGUUUUGUUAGCCAUAAAACCUCUUCUUUCCUCCUCUUAUAAAUAGGGCUAUAUAGACCCACGAAUUUUAAGAGUUAAAAUUCACUUCUUGAACCUAGAGUAGAGAGGAAGAAAGAAGAGAACGCUAGCACGUUCCCUGCGGCCGAUCCAGUCACGUGCGUGUGGAUACCGGUAGAGCUCGAGAUCGUUUUCUCAGACUGUCUGACAUCCUUGAUUAAGAUUGCUACGUAAGUCCCUCUUAAGUCUUGUAAUUUCGUUUAUAAUAUGAACCUCAGAUCCGAUUGUGUAUUUUUGGGUAGUAAAUUUUUCGUUUAUUCCAUUGCGUUUUUCUACCCGAAAUCCAACGUACAAUGGUAACAGAGCCUACGGUUGUUUAUUAUAUUCGGGUUACACGAUUUGAUGUAUAAUCUAUAAUUUGAUUAUUUUGGGAUUUAUUUUCGGAAUUAUUUUUUUUAAUUUCGAAAUUAUUGAUUUAUUAAUUUCAGAAUUUAUAUGUGUAUAUUAUAUUCCGAAAUUUUUGUGAGGAUUUGAUAUUCAAAUGAUUCGAACUUGAUCCAAUAUAUAUUCACAACAAUAUUCUGAAUUUGUUGUGAUAAUAUUUAUUUUUACAGAUCAGAUCUGAAUAGAUUAGGAAUUGGAUGGAAUCAUGCAGCCUAAUUAUUCGGAAGAGACUUGAAUAGACAUGAAAAUUCAAGAGUUUGAAUUAGAUCCAAAUUGAUACUUAUAAUUUAUGUUAAGAAUAUUUUAUGAUAUUAUUCCUUAAUUUUUACGGAUCAGAUCUGAAUAGAUUAGGAAUUGGAUAUAGUCAUACUGCCUAAUUAUUCAGAACAGAUCAGAUUGGACAUGAAAAUUCAAUUCUUAUUGAAUUAGAUCUAGUUUAUAUUCAGAAUAUUAUUUUAAUUUUGGGAGAUUUGGUUUCUAAUUUUUCGGAUGAGAUUCGAAUUAUUUUUGCAACCGCUGGCUGAUGAGCUGUUAUUGUGUAUCGAACAAUCUUGUUUUGGCCGUAACUUUUGACUCGUUAAUCCGUUUUCGGCCCAUAAGUACUUUUCGGAAACGGGAAGACGAGCUCUACACAAAUAAAAGCAUAGCCAUGACAAAUUCUCCCAUAUUAUAAUUCGAAUGAUUUGAUUAAGUGUUCUGCCAAAUUCGAAUUUUAGUUCAUUAUAUUUUAUUCGUAGUUAUAUAUGUGUAUUAAUCUAUUACGGAUAUGAUCUGUAUAUGUACAUAUAUAAUACGAAUAUGUACAUAUAUAAUACGAAUAAUUUUAGAAUUCAUUAAUAUGUAUUUCAUUUUUCGGAUGAGAUUCGAAUUAAUUGCAUAUUACUUGCGAAUUUUAAAGUUUAAUUUUCAAUCCGUGCAUGCGCAAUUAUUUUGUUUCGUCACAUGGACAAUUUGAAUUGGUGGUAUAGCAUGAUCCGAAUGUAUGUUUCAUAUUAUGUUGUUUUACGGCCUGCGUGUUGUUUCCCACUAUCCCUUGUAAUGUUUUUCAACCCCGUAGAUAUUUAGUAGUAUACUACACAGGUUAAAGAUACCAAGGAGAUAUGAAGAUUUUUGGGAUCAUGCUAUAUCACUGCAUUAGUUUUUAAAUUAUUUAUUUAAAUCUAUGAUUGCUGCAUGUGUGUAAUUAUUAGUCCCGACUAAUUAUAAGUCUGAAUUGCUUUCCCAAUAUGACCACCAUUUAAACUAUGCUAGUCGUGAUAUGUGUCUGCCAAAGCAGAGCAUUUCACACUAUCUUAGGAAGAUGCUUUGAAUGAUCGUCAUUCUCGGGUCUUGAUAUUGGUUUGGACUUACAAGGCCAUCAAAAUGGUUUUGAGUCUUGAAGCAAGGAGUGUUUGGAUAAUCAAAUGAUGUUGACCAAACAAACCAAGAGUCAUAUAGGAUAUGAUUAACAAGAGUUGUUUACCUAAAUAACUAAUGUUUAAGUGAUAAGCCAAAGCUUACUUAAAUUUUAGUGAAAUAUGGAUCUUGGACCGCUAUAUUUGGGACUUUCUAUUUAAUAUAGUGGGAGUUUAUUUUUGAGCAUUAUUUAGAAUUCUUUGCAUUAUUUGUUGUAGUAAAUAUGGUCACCAACACAAUUUUUUCACUGCGAUCUAUCCUUGGGAUGGAAAAACUUAAUGGAACAAAUUACAUGGACUGGGAUAAGAAUCUGAGAAUUGUUCUCAGGCAAGAGCGUAAAGAAUAUGUCCUUGACCAACCAAUUCCUGCUGAACCAGCGGCCAAUGCUCCUAGAGCCACUAGAGAUGCUUACGAAAGGCAUGUCCGUGAUGAAGUUGAUGUCACUUGUCUGAUGUUAACCAUCAUGGAAGCUAAUCUUCAGAAACAGUUUCUGAAUCGUCGUGCACAUGACAUAUCUAAUGAACUCAAGAACUUGUUUCAGAAACAAGCACGAAUCGAAAGGUUCGAGACAACCAAAGCUUUGUUUCACACAAGGCUUACUGAUGGGAGCCUAAAUUGACCUCACGUACUCAAGAUGAUUGGGUAUAGGGACCACUUGGAAAGACUUGAUCUCCAAUUAGUCAAGAGUUGGCUACUGAUGUGAUUCUCGCAUCACUCACCCCGGCAUAUGACCACUUCAUCAUGAAUUAUAAUAUGCAUGGUCUUGAGAAGACCUUAACCGAGUUGCAUGGAAUGCUCAACUCUGCUGAGCAAAACAUCAAGAAAAAUCGGGGUGACGUUUUGAUUGUCAAAAAGGGGAAGAGAUUCAAGAAACAUGGUAAAGGCAAGGUUGGUGGAAACAAGAAAUCCAAAAGCCUGGUUAAGAACUCAAGUAAAGGCAAAUUUGUUGCUAGCUCUACUUCUAAAGAAGAGCAAAAAUGUUUCCACUGCAACAAAACUGGUCACUGGAAGCGGAAUUGCAAGGCGUAUUUGGAGGAACUGAAAAAGAAGGGGCAUGGUGAUGCUUCCAAUUCAGGGACUGACAAGGAGUAGAAGGUUGGCUAAAGGUGAAGUUGACCUACGAGUAGGCAAUGGUGCAAAAGUUGUAGCAUUAGUAAUAGGGACAUUUACUUUGAAUUUGCCCACGGGCUUAGUUUUAGAACUUGAUAAUUGUUUUCAUGUACCUGCCAUUAGCAUGAAUAUUAUUUCUGUUUCUUGUUUGGACAAUAAAGGAUUUCAUAUUAUA